Scophthalmus maximus (turbot) is the source of this 1833-nucleotide messenger RNA. It is a transcript of the gene dkc1, whose product is annotated as dyskeratosis congenita 1, dyskerin. The record is from RefSeq and is a predicted model, not a curated record. The coding region runs from base 16 to 1647 and encodes 543 amino acids. Lineage: Eukaryota; Metazoa; Chordata; Actinopteri; Pleuronectiformes; Scophthalmidae. Gene Ontology annotation, molecular function: RNA binding; pseudouridine synthase activity. The transcript is spliced from 15 exons. Gene Ontology annotation, cellular component: box H/ACA snoRNP complex. Gene Ontology annotation, biological process: mRNA pseudouridine synthesis; snRNA pseudouridine synthesis; rRNA pseudouridine synthesis.
UGUCGGCUCGGUGGGAUGGCUCGCGUUCACCGGACAGAACCGGACAGAACCGGAGAUGUUCGCGGCCCCGUCGCUGAGCCACGUGCGACUCGGGCCGGAGCUAAACCAGAACGACUGAAGAGACUGUCAUCUGUGAAGAAGAAGAAGAUGACAAAGAAAAUAAGCGAAGAUGAAGUCGCGGAGAUUCAGCAGAGCGGCAACUUCCUCAUCCAACCAGAGAGCAAGGUGGCGUCGCUGGACACGUCGCAGUGGCCGCUGCUGUUAAAGAACUUUGACAAACUGAACGUCCGGACGACUCAUUACACGCCGCUGCCCAACGGCAGCAACCCCCUCAAGAGGAGCAUCCAGGACUAUGUCAGGUCGGGCUUCAUCAACCUGGACAAACCGGCAAACCCGUCGUCUCACGAGGUCGUGGCCUGGAUUCGCCGGAUCCUGCGCGUGGAGAAGACAGGUCACAGUGGGACGCUGGACCCGAAGGUCACCGGAUGCCUGAUAGUGUGUGUGGACCGAGCCACGCGACUCGUCAAGUCCCAGCAAAGCGCAGGUAAAGAGUAUGUGGGAAUCGUUCGGCUGCACAAUGCGAUAGAGAACGAACACACUCUGGCUCGGACGUUGGAGACCCUGACCGGCGCCCUGUUCCAGCGGCCGCCGCUCAUCGCCGCCGUGAAGCGUCAGCUGAGAGUCCGGACGAUCUAUGAGAGCAAACUGAUCGAGUAUGACCCCGAGCGGAGGCUAGGAAUCUUCUGGGUGAGCUGCGAAGCAGGAACGUACAUCCGGACGCUGUGCGUCCACAUGGGCCUGCUGCUCGGGGUCGGAGGUCAGAUGCAGGAGCUGAGGAGAGUCCGGUCGGGAGUCCUGGGAGAGAAGGACCACAUGGUGACGAUGCACGACGUUCUGGACGCUCAGUGGCAGUUCGACCACAACAAAGACGAGGCGUACCUGCGGAGAGUCGUGUUCCCGCUGGAGAAGCUGCUUGUGUCCCACAAGCGUCUGGUGAUGAAGGACAGUUCGGUGAAUGCCAUCUGCUACGGCGCCAAGAUCAUGCUGCCCGGCGUCUUGCGCUACGAGGAUGGAAUCGAGGUGAACCAGGACAUCGUCGUCAUAACAACCAAGGGGGAGGCUAUCUGCACAGCCGUGGCUCUGAUGACGACGGCGGUGAUCUCCACAUGUGACCAUGGCGUGGUGGCGAAGAUCAAGAGGGUGAUCAUGGAGAGAGACACGUACCCCCGUAAGUGGGGACUGGGCCCGAAGGCGAGUCAGAAGAAGAUGAUGAUUCAGAAAGGACUCCUCGACAAACACGGGAAACCGAAUGGCAGCACGCCGUCGGACUGGAGGAGCGGAUAUGUUGACUACAAUGUUUCCAAAGUAGAGGACGGGUCAGGUGACGCCUCAGCGAAGAGAAAGAGGGACGCGACAGACAGCGAUGGAGAAGCUGCGGCGACGCCCUCAACGCCGGUGACACCGUCGACGGAUACGAAGAAAGAGAAGAAGAAGAAAAAGGAAAAGAGGGCGAAGCUGGAGGAGGCGGAGCCUGCCGAGGAAGAGGCGGCACUCGAUGGAAGCGGGGCGGAGCUUAUGAGCGUGGUCAGUGAAAGCAAGAAGAAGAAGAAGAAGAAGAAACAGAAAGACGGCGACAUGUCAGAGUGACGACAUUAGACUCCACCCCCUCACAAACCUGUCUGGACCUCUGGACGCUAAGCAUUCUGGGAGUUUAACAAUGGACUGCACAAGCAGAAAAGACAUUUUUGUUUUUAUAUAAAUCUUAUUUUGUCUCUUUGUAAAUACCUGAGCAGGAAGUCUGUUUAUAAUUUCGAAUUAAAAGUGUUUUCAGUA